UACAGUGAACCGUUCAGAAAGUGCUUGGAACAGAAGAGCAAUUCUUCGAGCUUAGAGCAAGAUCGUGAAGAACUAAGAAAUGGCCUUUAUUUCGGGCAAAGUCUCCGUGAUGUUUUUGUUGUCGCUGUCUGCGAUGCUUUUGCUGAUGUACUGUGCCACAGCAAACAACAAAACCAAUCAACCAUCGUACAAAAUGCAGCCUCCUGUUUUCUGUUAUGGUGGUAUCCCUGGUAUGCAUGGCAAGCCUGGGUCUCCUGGGGCACCAGGUCGUGAUGGACGUGAUGGCCGCGAAGGAGUCAAAGGUGACCGAGGCAGCCCUGGGAAGACUGGACCCCGGGGACUUCUAGGAACUCCUGGUAUCAAUGGAAAGAAUGGCGCCAAAGGAGAAACUGGAGUCCAGGGCCCUCCCGGCCAAAAAGGGCAGCGCGGAGAGAGUGGAACAAGUGGAACCCCUGGAACCCCUGGUGUGAUGGCUUAUAAGAACUGGAAAGAGUGCGCAUGGAAAAACUUGAAUGAGGGCAAAGAUAACGGUCUGAUCAAGGACUGUGUGUUCACCAAGAACUUCUCUGACACAUCCCUCCAUGUUUACUGGACUGGCGUUCUACGAGUCUACAACUGUGACAAUUGCUGCAAACGCUGGUAUUUCACUUUUAACGGUGCUGAAUGUUCAGGUCCCCUUCCAAUUGACGGUAUUGUGUACUUGUGGAAAGGCAGUGGUAAACUGAAUCCCCAUCGUGUCCGCCAUAUUGAGGGGCACUGUAACAACAUCCACAAAGGCAAGGUGCGCGUGGGAUUCUGGGUCACUAAUUGUGCCGGAUACAGUGGAAGUUAUGACGCCGACACUGGGUACAACUCAGUGUCCCGGAUCUUUGUUGAAGAAGUUCCUAAACCCCAGGCUUAGAUCUCGAGACAAACCAUCCAUUCCUGCAUAAACGUUUAUAAUUGAACAGUGAUAAAUUGUUUAAUUGUAUUACGCGGGGUUCCUCUGAUUACUGGGCGUGGUGUGUAUUUGUUUCUUCGUUUGCUGAUGUUAAAUAAAUGGCAGGAAGAUUGAUCGGGA
Orbicella faveolata is the source of this 1060-nucleotide messenger RNA. RefSeq lists its product as uncharacterized. NCBI's taxonomy places the organism in Eukaryota, Metazoa, Cnidaria, Anthozoa, Scleractinia, Merulinidae. The record is from RefSeq and is a predicted model, not a curated record.